Molecule: messenger RNA, 1429 nt
Organism: Camelus dromedarius (Arabian camel)
Lineage: Eukaryota; Metazoa; Chordata; Mammalia; Artiodactyla; Camelidae
Gene: NGRN
Product: neugrin, neurite outgrowth associated
Exons: 3
Coding region: 50-937 (295 amino acids)
Cellular component (GO): nucleus
Source: RefSeq, a predicted model, not a curated record
GCUUCCGGUGCUGAAGCGUUUUGGGUUAUUGAGGGCUGUUUUUGUCGACAUGGCUGUUGCUCUGAACCUCUUGCUGGGCGGGCGUGUACGUGCAGCGGUCGCUCGCUGUGGGUUCGCGACCCGAGGGGUGGCGAGCCCAGGCUCUAUCGGCCGCGAGCCGGACCCCGAUUCUGACUGGGAGCCGGAGGAGCGGGAGCUGCAGGAGGUGGAGAGAGCCCUGAAACGACAGAAAAAAGCCAUCCGGUUCCAGAAAAUUCGAAGGCAAAUGGAGGUGCCAGGUGCCCCGCCCAGGACCCUGACGUGGGAAGCCAUGGAGCAGAUCCGGUAUUUACAUAAGGAAUUUGCAGAGUCCUGGUCAGUUCCAAGAUUGGCUGAAGGCUUUGAGGUCAGCACCGAUGUGAUUAGAAGGGUUUUAAAAAGCAAGUUUGUACCCACAUUGGAACAAAAACUGAAGCAGGAUCAAAAAGUCCUUAAGAAAGUUAGGCUUGCCCCCUCGCUCCGGCAGCUCCCAGGCUCUGGGGUUACCUUGAAACCACUUUCUGCAGGCCAUUCUGUAUCAGGCUCUUUGCUGAUGCCGGGGGAUGAAGUCUCAUCCAAAGGCCAUGUUCACAUCACAGCAUUGAGAGUGAUCAAAUCGAACACUCACAGUACAAAUACACCAAGGAGACAGAAGGGAAGGAAUAAAGGAAUCCAGGGCCUGGAGGAGGAGAGCUUCAUGCCUGUUACUGAAGCCCUAGGUCAUCUGAGAGAGCUGCAGAAGUACUCCACCAAUGAUUGUGAGGGCACCAGGGCAACUGACUGUGAUGGAUGGCCGAGUGACAAGAAGCUGGAAGAGUUGAAGGCAGGGGAGCCAGAUGACCAGAACUUUAGCAACAAAGUAGUACAAAGGGGGCGAGAGUUCUUUGACAGCAAUGGGAACUUCCUGUACAGAAUUUGAGCGGAACCUGGCUUGUGGUGAUGCUUCUCGAAACACAGCUGAGCAAGUAUAUUUGGAUCUGCCUGGAUUUCUGUGGAUGGAUUAUCCACCUUGGAAUGGGGGGAAAUGAUGAGCCUGGAAUGUGAGAUGAAAGCUGCUUAGAUCUGAACCUGACAAAGGGGAGAGAACUUCACAGAGCACAUAUGUAUGGAAGAAGGGUGAGUGACUGGCUGGGUGGAUUCCAGCCUCCUGGAUCACUGCUCCUAGUCUGACCUGUGUGGAUCUUCAGGAUUUACCCUUCUUUCCUGGGCUCUUUGUUGAAACCAGCCUGUGUUGUGUUGCAUGUGUUGUUAGGAGUUUUUGUGAUACUUUCAGUAUAUGUUUGGGAGGAAAUGAAAAAUUUGCAUUUUCACCUCAUUUACUUUUUGAUUAAUGAACUCUUUAACAGUUCUGGAACUGCUUAGUCCAUUGGUUGAUUUCAUUAUGUGCGAAAUAAAGUAAAAUGUAGCAGUC